Molecule: messenger RNA, 899 nt
Organism: Juglans microcarpa x Juglans regia
Lineage: Eukaryota; Viridiplantae; Streptophyta; Magnoliopsida; Fagales; Juglandaceae
Product: protein PHLOEM PROTEIN 2-LIKE A1-like
Exons: 3
Coding region: 13-756 (247 amino acids)
Source: RefSeq, a predicted model, not a curated record
UCACGCGAGCGGAUGAAUGAAAAAGACUCUGAAGAGAUGGGGGUAGGGUCUUCUGAGCUACAGCCAAAUGAGGAACCCAGCCAAACUGAGACUCAAAACAGUGACACCAGAGCCAAGGAAGUGAAUGAAACAGCAGCCCAGGUGAAAGUGAAACCCCCGCAUAACUACGAAGUCCUGUUGAGAGAUGCGGAUUCCCCCGUCGACAGAUCUUCCAGGGACAAGCUUUAUGAUCAGCUCUGUUCUGGACUACUCUUAAACCAGAAGAGAAAGAAAUAUUGGGUUGACAAGAACUCCAACAACUGCUUUUUCUUGUAUGCAAGAAAUCUGACAAUCAGUUGGAUUGAAGACAAACGUUAUUGGCAGUGGAGAAGCAUUCAAGAAACCCGUGAUGAAGUCAUUGAUGUUGCUGAACUAUUAAAUGUAUGUUGGCUAGAAGUGCAUGGAAAGUUUCAGACUGCAAACCUCUCACCAGGAACUCUAUAUGAACUAGCAUUUGUCGUAAAGUUGAAAGAUCCAGCUUAUGGAUGGGAAGUUCCAGUUAAUGUCAGACUCACCCUACCAGAUGGAAACAAGCAAGAACAUAAAGAAAAUUUGAUGAAAAAGCCAAGAGGGGAUUGGAUUGAGAUCCCUGUUGGCGAGUUUGUACCAUCACCAGAAAAUACAGGAGAGAUAGAAUUCUCAAUCUAUGAAUAUGAGGGUGGGGAAUGGAAAAGAGGGCUUGUCAUCAAAGGCAUUACCAUUCGGCCGAAAUACUAGAGUUCUGAAAUGAUGGACAACAUAUUUCCAGCGUGUUCGGAUCUUAUUCUCUGCUUAUGAAUGUGAAAGCAGGAGAAAAGAUUACGUAUGUAAUGAAUAACCGGGAAAAGAGUAAUGGAAGAAAUGCUUAUCAUUUUGUAUGA